Molecule: messenger RNA, 861 nt
Organism: Cryptococcus wingfieldii CBS 7118
Lineage: Eukaryota; Fungi; Basidiomycota; Tremellomycetes; Tremellales; Cryptococcaceae
Exons: 1
Coding region: 1-861 (286 amino acids)
Source: RefSeq, a predicted model, not a curated record
AUGCCUGAUUCGUCUCUCCCCACGACCCUCCAUCCUCUCCCCAACGAAAUUCGGCUCGUCAUAUUCCAGCACCUCCGAGACACCGUCGACAAGCCUCUCCUCGCCAAGCUCGCCCGCCUCUCUCAAAGCCAUCAUGCCGACAUCAUCCCUGUCCUAUAUCAACAUGUCAGCCUGACCUCAAGAGUAUCUGAACGCUUCUUCUAUGGGCUGGAAGGAGACGUCGAGAUAUCUGGCGCAGAAAAGGCACGCUGGUGGAAAAUGCCUCUGGUACAGAGGAAAUCGCCUGCGGCCAGGCGAAUCUACCUCAUCGGCCUCGUCAGAAACGUCGCUAUACGAGAUGUCACUGCUCUUUUUGCAUGCUCGAGGGCGAUCAAGACGUUGAUUGGGUACUCACUUCCUCUGCCUUCCCGGGCGUGGCUUGAAAAGCACUGUCCAAAUUCUCUUGACCUCCCUAGGCGCGGUCAUCACGCCUGGCUAUUUCACGGACUGCAGUCGUACAAUGGCUCGCACGAUGUCGCAUCGACCGAUGGCCUUCAUCUGCCCAGCUCUUUGUUCGCUUCUUGUGGUCCCACCUUUCCAACCUUAUAUCACACAGAUGAAUCUGGUGGUUUACUAGCUCGACCUGGUUCAAUCAUCAGUGUCAGCGGCUCACCACGCAUCUCCUAUCGGUACCCUCCCGCAAACUUGGUCGUCCGCAUACUGUCACAGGCGAAUCGCUCCCUACUCGUCUUGCACGACGUAGAUCUGGAAGAAUUUUGCAAUUUCGAGCGAGGCCGUCUGGGGACAGUGUAUGUCAGGAUGAAAGAAGUGCAAGAUGGCGAGAAAGGUCACGAGGAGCAGCUGGAACACUUGAUUUGGUAA